Molecule: messenger RNA, 1510 nt
Organism: Andrographis paniculata
Lineage: Eukaryota; Viridiplantae; Streptophyta; Magnoliopsida; Lamiales; Acanthaceae
Product: transcription factor MYB83-like
Exons: 2
Coding region: 165-1304 (379 amino acids)
Source: RefSeq, a predicted model, not a curated record
AUAUCUAUAUGUAUAUAUAUAAUACACACACAGAGACAAACAAACACACACUAUAGAAUGAUCUGCAGUAUAUAAUCUUGCUCCUCCUCCACAAACUAAGCCUCAUUGCUGAUCCGAUCCCAAAUUAAGAAAACCUAAUUAAUUUCGAUCGAUCAGCGCCGGCGAUGAUGAGGAAACCUGCAGGCGGCGGUGAGUCCUCCUCCAUUAAUAAUAAUAAUAUUAUUAUUCCAGUAUCAACAGGCGGCGGCGGCGGCGGCGGCGGAAGUACCAGUAAAGCGGCGGCGGUGAAGCUGAGGAAGGGUUUGUGGUCGCCGGAGGAAGACGAGAAGCUUAUCAAGUACAUGGCGAGCAACGCCGGCGGGCAGGGGUGCUGCUGGUCCGACGUGGCACGCAACGCCGGGCUCCUCCGGUGCGGCAAGAGCUGCCGCCUCCGGUGGAUCAAUUACCUCCGGCCAGAUCUGAAGCGCGGCGCCUUCUCCCCUCACGAAGAACACCUCAUCCUCCACCUCCACUCUCUUCUCGGAAACAGGUGGUCUCAAAUCGCAACACGCUUGCCGGGAAGAACAGACAACGAGAUCAAGAAUUUCUGGAAUUCAACGAUCAAGAAAAGGCUCAAGAGUUCUUCUUCCUCCACAGUAUCCCCAAACACGAGCGAUUCCUCGUUGGAUCAUAAUGUAUCAUAUGAUCAUCAAAAUCAAGGGCUCCGAAUGAAUGACAUGCAAGAUCCCAAAACCAGCAACAUAAUCAUGGGCAUGUUUGUGGACUCAUCGUCGUCGUCAUCUUCCUCUAAUUCGACUAAUCUAUCGGUGUCCUCGUCAUCAAUGCCGUCAUUAUCAAUCAUCCAUCAUCCCAUGACUCCCCAAAUGACCACCUUAAACAUUAUGAAUCAUCAAAACCAUCCCUUUUCUACGAGUCUCAACCGAAACCCUAGCCAUCUUACCACCCCGAGUUUGUUCGAACCUAGUUUGAUUAAAGAUGAUACAAACCAUCUCCAUGCCGAAAACUACAACUAUGAGGGAAUAUCCGGUGACGGAAAUAUUUCUACCUCUUUUCCCUUUGAUGACAUGAUCGCACCUCUAGGUAAUGAAAACCCUAAACUCAUUGACAUUAGUUACCAUAGAAACAACAACAACCUAGAUAACUACCAUUGUAGGAAUAACAUGAAAGUCGAAAACCAAGAAUUAGGGUUUUGGGGUGAUUACAAUUGGGAUGGAGAAGAUGAAGUAAAGGUAGAAGAAUGGAGUUUGGAGGAAUUAAUGAAAGAUGUUCCUUCUUUCCCUUUUCUUGACUUCCAAGUUGAAUAACCCUUUCAUCGACCAUUUUUAUGUGUAUGUAUACUUUUCUUUAUCAUCUUUGUUGUAAACCCAUGAUUUUUUAUUUUUUCUUGAAUUCAACUUGACUCUUUAAUUUUCUUUUCUUGGAAAAAAAAAAAGAAAAAAGAUGUAAUCUUUGUAGGAGAAAACAAAAACCCUCUUUCCCCUUGUGUAACAUUUAGUGGGAUUUUGUUAAU